This is a messenger RNA of Gaeumannomyces tritici R3-111a-1, 2749 nucleotides long. RefSeq lists its product as hypothetical. NCBI's taxonomy places the organism in Eukaryota, Fungi, Ascomycota, Sordariomycetes, Magnaporthales, Magnaporthaceae. The transcript has a single exon. Bases 445 to 1866 code for a protein of 473 amino acids. Gene Ontology annotation, molecular function: protein binding. The record is from RefSeq and is a predicted model, not a curated record.
ACAAAAUCCCAAAGGAAAGCAAAAAGAACCGGCCCCACCGCCUGGCGGGGCCGGCUCACCGACUUUCACAGUUCGUGUGUAGCAGUUCCCGACUUUCGGUGACGGGCAAAGCCCCUGUUGGAGAGGCCAGCCAACCAGGCCCUAGCGUGGCCCCUGUCGAAUGACGAAUCGAAGGGAGGAGAGAAAGAAGAGGGAAAAAAAAAGUCAAACCGCAGCCCGUCGAUUUUUUAUUGUUUUUAUUUUUUGUUCUGGUGAUUAUUUUCGCACCCACUCUGCUUUCCUGGUGCGUGCAGGGGCAACCUACGUGGAGCGUGGCAUGGCCUGUUCCGGCUCGCUGCUUGGGCGCGCUGACCCCUGCCUCCCCCAAUCAUCGAGAGCCCUUGGGUUUCCCGCCUUUUCGCAGGCACCGACCUGUUCUUAAACCGCACGUCUCCGCCAUCCCUCAUGGCUCAAACACCAUCCUUUGGCUUCAAUGUCUUGCUUGCCGGGAUGGAAUCACUUCCUGUUGAGCUCCUGCGGCUCAUCUUCCAGUUCUGCGACCCUGGCGCCGUCCGGGCCCUCCGAUUAUGCAGCGGCAAACUGGCGGAGGUCGGCGAGGAGUACCUCGUCGACCCAGUCUUCCGCUCGCUGCCCUGGAGGGACGACGUGAAGCGCCUUCACGCGCUCUCGGGCCAUGAACGCCUCAAUGCCGCCAUCGAGGCCCUCGUCAUCAACUUUGCCCAGAUGGACGAGCACAACGGCCGCCACACCUCGUACCUCCAGCACUUUUACCAGGACCCCGAGGAGUGCAGCGCCCUCCUGCACGAGGCCUGGCACCGCUACUACCAAGCCGAGGGGUACCGCCAGGACAUACCCGCAUUCUCCAGCCAGGCCGCCCUGGUUCAGGAGGCCUUCGCCCGCCUGCCGAACCUGAAGGACCUGCGCGUCACCUUCACCGAGAGCCCCCACGACAUCGAGCCCAUCCGCCAGGCCUUCCGCCUGCCGGGCUGCCGCAAGAUGAACCGCAAGCAGGCCUGUGCCGACCUCAACGUCCUGAUCUCGGCCGUCUCGGCCGCCAACCUCACCUCCCUCGAGAUCGACCGCCUGCCCCUGGAGCUGUUCAAGGUCCGCCACAGCCGCCAGCACUGGUUCGAGAGCGCCCCCGCCCUGGCCAACCUCACGCGCCUCAACAUCACCCUCGACUCGUCCGAGGUGCAGAUGCCCACGACAAAGUUCCGCGCCAUGAACGGGCUCGGCCACUUCCUGCGCUACGCCCCCAACAUCGAGCACCUCGGGCUCGGGUUCCACAACUACUCGAGGCCGCGCGAGAAGUACCAGGUCUGGUUCGGUGAGCUGUUCGGCCCAGAAUUCGUCUUUGGCCGGCUCACGGACCUCAAGCUCGAGGGCAUCGCGUGCGACGAGGAGGAUCUGCGGUCGUUCCUGGCCCGCCACGGCCCCACCCUCCGGCGCCUCCGCCUCGGGGGUGACUGGGUCGCCAAGCUCUACGAGCCGGGGCUGGGUGGGAUCCACCUAGGCCGCGGCACCUUCCGGUCCUUCUUCAGCUCGCUCAGCAGGGGCAGGCUGCUGCCGAACCUCGAGCGCCUGCACCUACAGGGCGACUUCGAGUCCGGCAUGCUGGUCAGCCGGUUCCACGAAAAGUACAACUUCCACCCCGUCACCCGCGAGGACUGGGAGGAGAUCCCCGACGAGAUACGCCGCAGCCGCAUCCCGCGAAACACCACCGACGGCCUCGAGUUUGAGCGCUUCGUCCUGCACGGCGGCGAGUACCCGGGCACGCCCACCUCCACACCGUCCGGCACCCCGUCGGAAAGUCCCGCGGGGACCCCGACGGGAACUCUGACCCCGCCAACCCCGGAGAGUGUUUGAAGAAGCUGUGCCAUGGUUCCAGGCGUGGGCGAAGCCUUUCCGUCCCUGAGACACGGGUCGUCUUUGCUUGCAGUCCCCCUGUCUCGUCGUGUUGGCCACAUGUCAUGUCAUGCUCACACCCGGACCUGAGACCACGGCCAAUCUUGGAUACCUGGAGGCGCUACCAUGCCUCAACUGAACCAACCAAAAAAAUAAUGCGCGAAUAUACCAACAAUCUGCUUUGCCAACUGCACAACCCAUCCUUGGCGUCCCGUCGGGUCACGCCGACGCCUUGGUACGACUCUUUCUCCUUUUCUGGCGCAAUUUUCCGGCCGCCACUCAUGACAACAACCAAGAGGUGUACAAAGGCGCACGAUUUUGAUUUUUCUGCUUUCUUUUCUUUUCCUCCUUUCGUUUUGAUCGUCUCCUAUCACGGCUCUCCUCACGUUUCAACGAAGUCACGACCAAGCAAACACAAACAAUAGAUUGCAUAGGAGCUGUCUCCUUCAGGCUCCAGGCUCCCGCUUUUUUCACUGUCAUCACAUAUUAUCCCCUCGUCUCUACGCUGUUUGUUUCCUCUUCUCUACCUGACUCUGUUUCUUUUCACUGGAUUCAUGUUACCGUAUCCUAGAGGAAGCCUCGCAGAUACUGCUCACGCGGGUACAGCAGGCACUGCAACUCAUUCAUGCUCAUCAGAUUGAACCAGGGCAAUCUUACACGGGGGCGUUUUUCGUUUCCUGCUUGGCACAUGAGAACUCAACGACGCAAUCGGGGCUGACGUCCUCUGCUUUUAUUUGUUUCUCUUCUUUCUUCUUUUCUCUACUCCAUCUUUUUUUUAUUUCUAUUUUAUCCGACAUGUAGCGCAAACCAGCAAUAGAUAAUAGAUGGGUUCGGCAAAGCAGCA